AUGGGUCGAACGUCCAAGUUCUCCUUUCCUAUACCAGGGCGGAAGCAUGCAACGAAAGAAGGGCCAGGCGUGAAGUCCUCGAGCGCUGCGGGAAAUAACCUCUCAAAGGCGCAACGAAUUCUAGGGACGGACAACGAUCUGAAUAUUGACUCCCCCACGCGAGAAGACCAUCCUUGGAAAUAUCCUGGCUCUCGAUCGAGUGGGAUGAGCAUAUCGAUUUCAGAGUCUACGCAGUCAACGAAUGAGAGUGGAAGUAUUCAUGAAUACCAAAGCGAACAGUGGGAUCGAGAGUCAGGUGUUUUGCCUAGAAGCUCGCGAUUACACGGAAAAGCUUCGUCUACAUUGUUGGGACAGCGACUUGGAGAGGAUGGAACGACUACGACCUCAAGCGUUAGUGGGCGUCUCAGAAACGAGGAUUCGUCCUCAACGCUAAAAUCGUACUACGACCGACAAAAAUCACCACUGUCCAUAUCACAGCAGACCUCGGCAUCGUCGGCUCGGGAUUUAGCAUUAAGGAAGGGCUUUCCACCAGUG
Mollisia scopiformis is the source of this 534-nucleotide messenger RNA. RefSeq lists its product as uncharacterized. The transcript has a single exon. The annotation marks the transcript as partial. NCBI's taxonomy places the organism in Eukaryota, Fungi, Ascomycota, Leotiomycetes, Helotiales, Mollisiaceae. The record is from RefSeq and is a predicted model, not a curated record.